AUGACCGUAGGUAAGAGAGCACGAGCUGGAAUUUACCACGAAACGCAGACCGGAAAUCUAUGUGCCCUUCACGCCAUCAAUAAUCUUUUGCAAGAUGCUGUUUUCACAGCGAACGAUUUGAUCCACAUAGGGCAGGAACUGGAUAAGAACGAGAGAGCUCUAAUCCAAUCAUCCUCAGGUGACGUUGAUGAUAGUUUGGAACUUCCUCAGAAUCUUGAUCUCAGCGGUAACUUUUCUAUACAGGUGAUCAUCGUCGCAUUGGCUUUCUGUGGAUUAGAACUGGUAUCACUGAACAGCUCAGAUCCACGAGCUAUUUUAGCAGACCAAAACACAUACAGCCAACAAGCGUUCCUCUGUCAUAAAAAUGACCACUGGUUUACAAUACGUAAGUUUGGAUCAAAAUGGUUCAACCUCAAUUCGCUACUUCCACGUCCCAAAAAAGUGUCUCACAACGGGAGUCAUCUUUCUCUUUUCGCUACCAAGGAGCUCAGAGACCGUUACACCGGAAUAUUUGUUGUGUUUGGAAAUUUACCCAAUGCCGAAACAAAGGAAUCGGAUGAAAGUGGUGAUUCUGGUCGUAGUCCUGAGGACCCUAUUGGAAUUUCGCCCAUUUCACUUAAUCAAGAGCCACAACAGUGCAUCCUCCGUGAUGACAAAGGUCCUUCUACAGAUCGUUAUCCGAUAAACCAAGAACGUAAAUGGAGGCAAACGAUUGCAAAUUUACUGAAGCUGUUGCAUGGAGAAUGGAAAAGUUAA
Messenger RNA from Daphnia carinata, 756 nucleotides. Its product is annotated as ataxin-3-like. The coding region runs from base 1 to 756 and encodes 251 amino acids. The transcript has a single exon. Gene Ontology annotation, biological process: protein deubiquitination. Gene Ontology annotation, molecular function: cysteine-type deubiquitinase activity. NCBI's taxonomy places the organism in Eukaryota, Metazoa, Arthropoda, Branchiopoda, Diplostraca, Daphniidae. The record is from RefSeq and is a predicted model, not a curated record. Gene Ontology annotation, cellular component: nucleus.